Molecule: messenger RNA, 991 nt
Organism: Rosa rugosa (rugosa rose)
Lineage: Eukaryota; Viridiplantae; Streptophyta; Magnoliopsida; Rosales; Rosaceae
Product: peptidyl-prolyl cis-trans isomerase FKBP13, chloroplastic-like
Exons: 5
Coding region: 43-699 (218 amino acids)
Cellular component (GO): chloroplast
Molecular function (GO): peptidyl-prolyl cis-trans isomerase activity
Source: RefSeq, a predicted model, not a curated record
AAACUCCAGCACUAUCUCUCUCAGAUUACACUGGUGGUCGAAAUGAGCUCGGUGGCAUCUUGCAUUGGCACUUGCAAUCCCAGAAAGCUCAGAACACUCGGUACUCUACCAUCGAAGGAUUUCAAUGCACCUGAAACGUCAAGAAUAAAAAUCUUAUGCCAGGCCCAGAAAAGCUCACCUUCUUCUGGACAGGUUCUGCAGCUAAAUAAUGAGAAGCCAAGUUUAUUAGGGAGAAGAGAAGCAAUUGGUUUUGGCUUCUGCUUUGGCCUUGUUGAUGUGCUCUUGCCAGGUCAACCCACUGAAGCAGCUGAAGUUGCUCCUUGUGAAUUUACUGUAGCUCCUUCUGGACUUGCUUUCUGUGACAAAGUAGUAGGGAAGGGAGCUGAGGCUGUUAAGGGACAGAUGAUUAAGGCACACUACACUGGGAAAUUGGAGAAUGGCAAGGUGUUCGAUAGUAGCUAUAAUCGUGGGAAGCCCCUUACAUUCCGAAUUGGUGCUGGUGAGGUAAUCAAAGGGUGGGACCAAGGUAUUCUUGGUGGCGAUGGAAUUCCUCCCAUGCUUGCUGGGGGAAAGCGCACCUUGAAGAUCCCUGCAGAACUUGCAUAUGGUGCACGGGGAGCUGGGUGUAGAGGAGGUUCAUGUAUUAUUCCUCCAUAUUCCGUUCUUUUGUUUGAUGUGGAAUUCAUUGGCAAGGUAUGAGAAGUGGCCAAAGAGACAACCACACCAGCAGUGUCUCAAUCGAUCGAUCACCUAUUUUUCCCUUCCUUUUGCCUCUACCUUUUGCGAAUGCUUUUCUUAAUGGUGAAAUGCAAAGUGUUUUGGCUGUCUUUGUUCCAGAUGAGAAGCCUUGAUUGAGUGUUUCUGCUUGUCUAGAAAUUUUGCCCGCGCUUUGCCCCGGGAUUUAGUGUUAUCAAUGAAUUAGAAGCCUUGAUUGAGCUAAAGAAGACCUUAGUAUCCAUUCAAAUUGAAACUUAAAGCCAAAUUAUUUUAA